Messenger RNA from Triticum urartu, 1824 nucleotides. RefSeq lists its product as uncharacterized. Lineage: Eukaryota; Viridiplantae; Streptophyta; Magnoliopsida; Poales; Poaceae. The record is from RefSeq and is a predicted model, not a curated record. Gene Ontology annotation, molecular function: protein binding.
GACUAACAGUGCCAAACCACUCGCAGCACGCAUGCUUACGACGCGCGCGCACACGCUAUAAGAUGAGAUGAUGCACCGCCCAGCAGUUUUCGCCAAGAACACUUGCGAAUCACUUGCAUUCCAAACAAGGUUUCUUACCGAGUAGCUGCGCUCGUGUAGUACAUAGCAUAGCAGACCAGCGCUGAAUCCAUCAUCCAUGGAGAGGUGCUGCCUGCUGCUCCUCUUCGUGGCGUUCCUCUGGCCGGCGGCCAGCGCGACGCCGUGCCACCCUGACGACCUCCGCGCGCUGCGGGGCUUCGCCGGGGAGCUCGGUGGCGGGGGAGCCCUCCUCCGCACCGCAUGGUCCGGCGCCUCGUGCUGCGCCUGGGAAGGUGUGGGCUGCGACAGCGCCAGCGGCCGCGUCACGGUGCUGCGGCUACCCUGGCGCGGCCUCGCGGGGCACAUCCCAGGAGCCUCCCUGGCGGGCCUCGUGUGGCUGGAGGAGCUCUUCCUCGGCUCGAACCAUUUCGAGGGCGUCAUCCCACACGAGCUCUUCGGCCUCGUCAGGCUAAGGAAGCUCUCCCUCGCAUCCAACGAGCUCACCGGCGAGCUGAGCCCACGCCUCGGUGAGCUCACACACCUUACCUUGUUGGAUUUGUCCGCCAACCGCUUCUUCGGCCCCUUGCCGGACGUGUUCGGUGACCUCACGUCGCUAGAGCAUUUGGCCAUGCAUUCCAAUGGCUUCUCCGGCUUCUUGCCACCGUCUCUUUCAUCACUAUCUUCCCUCCAUGAGCUCAACCUCCGAAACAACUCCAUGUCCGGUCCGAUUGCUCGUGUUAGCUUCUCCGACAUGCCACUUCUUGCGUCGCUUGACUUUUCCACAAACUCCCUGACUGGGUGGCUCCCGGCUAGCCUCGCGGGCUGUGGUGAGCUCAAGUCGCUCAACCUUGCCAACAACAUAUUGGUCGGCACCAUCCCGUCGUGGAUUGGUGAUUUUGACAACCUUUGGUACUUGAAUCUCUCAAAUAAUUCAUUUGUUGGUGAGGUACCCAAGAGUUUGUUACGGCUCAAUGGCCUCGCCACCGCGGGUCGCUCAUCGGGUAUGGUUUUCAUUAACAUGCCCUCUUUCGUAAAUCACGAAAGAAGAGCACUCGAUGAACAACCAAAUACCAUAACUGGGACCAACAACACUGUUAGAUCUGGGCGCAACAACACCAUGUCUGGGAACGACAACAUUGUCAUGUCCGGAGACAGCAACACUGUGUCCGGGAGCUUCAACACCCUCGUAUGUGGAAACAACAAUAUUCUAAGUGGUGACCACCAUGUUGUAUCUGGGAGCAACCAUAUUGUAACUAACAGUUUCAAUAAAGUGACUGGGUGCACCAAUAACGUAUCUGGGAGCAACCAUACUGUAUCCGGGAGCAACAAUACCGUAACUGGGAGCAGCAAUACGGUAUCUGGGAACAACCAUGUCGUGUCUGGGAGCAACAGAGUCGUAACCGGAGAUUAAUGACCUGUUAGUGGACUGAUUUCAUCUACAAGUAUGAGGUCCCAAAGCACAUCUAAGAGAGACUCGUGAAGAGAAGAAUAAGAGGUUCUCCGGUCUGAACUGAAAAUCUAGGUCGAUGGAUCCCCUAGCUUGUUCCAAGUUUGGGGAGGCUCCAUAAAGACCUUCUGUAUCUUUACUGUUUGUAUCCCAUUUCAAUUUCCGCAACCAUAUUAGUAUGUAUUUCCGUACUUGUAAUAUUAGUGUUAUCUUCAAGCCUAUCAUGAGAAUUAGUAUAUCCAAUGAUGAACUCGUCGUUUUUCGAUGAAUGUCUUUAUUACAGCUUAUGGUUAUUGUUA